Messenger RNA from Nothoprocta perdicaria, 1557 nucleotides. It is a transcript of the gene MYOZ3, whose product is annotated as myozenin 3. Bases 1 to 753 code for a protein of 250 amino acids. Gene Ontology annotation, molecular function: FATZ binding; actin binding; telethonin binding. The record is from RefSeq and is a predicted model, not a curated record. Lineage: Eukaryota; Metazoa; Chordata; Aves; Tinamiformes; Tinamidae. Gene Ontology annotation, cellular component: actin cytoskeleton; Z disc. The transcript has 6 exons.
AUGACCAUCAUGAGACCGGAACCGGGAGACGCCCCCCGGCUGGACCUGGGCAAGAAGGUCAGCACGCCGCAGGACGUGAUGAUAGAGGAGCUGUCCCUGCGGACGAACCGGGGCUCCCAGCUCUUCCAGCAGAGGCAGAGGCGGAUGCAGCGCUUCAUCUUUGAGUACCCCAGCGGCUACAGGAAGGUGGGUCUCCUUGCCACUCCUGGGGCAGGAGAAUCGCAUGGCAUGGAGGGAGGCUACCCGGAGGGAGCGGCAAACCAGUGGUCGAGAGGCGACAGCGCUGAGGGACAGCAGAGGUACCACUCUGAGCUCCAUGUUGCGGCAUCAGCCCGGGGGGGCCCUCCYGAAGUGCCCAAGAAGACAGAAAAAGUCUUGCAUAUGAGCAAGGUUCUCAAUCCAGAUGCUCUGGCUCCAGGCUACUCCGGCCCCCUCAAAGAAGUCCCCCCUGAGAAGUUUAACGCCACCGCCAUCCCCAAGGGCUACCGCUCCCCGUGGCAGGAGCUCCUCAACGAGAAGCACUUCCCUGUGGAGAGCGUGAACCACCUGCUUAUGAAAGCCUCUCACGGGGACUUCAGGAACUUCAACAGGACUCCCACCCCGUUUGACCGAGCACAGGUCAGCGACACGUUCUCUCUGCCUGUGAUGGAGUUUGACAACCUGAGCACUCUGGAGCUGAUGUCCCGCAGACCCAGCUUCAACAGAGCACCACAAGGUUGGGUGCGAAUUCUACCAGAGAGUGAAGAGCUGUAAUCCCCUCCUUCCCCGUCGCUGCGGAUGCUUUUCCUGCUAGACUCGAACAUAUUUCGCACAGUAGGGCAGAAGGGAGUAAAUAUUCUUGCCUAUGCACUUCAUUAAAGCUAAGCUAGUGGUCUAAGGUUGCCAUCCUUUUCCAAAGGAUUUGAAUAAGCUCGAGUUUGGGACCAUUUUGAAUCCCUCUCAUACUAGCCAUUAUCUCAAGAGCAUUUAGCACUAGCCUAACCAGCCAAGUUCUCAUCUCUAAUGCAAGGUCCCUGUAAGCUCCUGUAACCAUCCUUGUGCAAAACAUCCCAAACAGCCUGUCCUCUCCCCUGCGUUGUGGAAAAUGGCAGAAGCACCAGCUGUAACAUUCAGUUGUCUUGCUGCUUCUUCACUGACACGCGACACCAGCUUCAACAGGUGGUGCCUUUGCAGAGAAAUUCCAUCCCAAGGGCAACUCUGCAUCUGUCAUUCUGGUGAGAGGAGGCGAUAAUUGAAGAACUUCUGCAAAAUAAGUUACUAGCAGCUUUGGCAUGUUACAUGCUGUUACUUUGGCCUUAGUUGAAAAACAAAUGCUGAACUAGGCAUUUGCCCGUUCACCAACAUGCAUCCAGCACAGCCUGGAUGUGUGGGAUGGGAACAGCAUCGUGAUUUGGAAACUUGUGCCACAAGCUGCUGGCAAGCACUUUACAGUUGUCCUUUUCCCUUUCCUGCCUGCAUGCCUUGCUUGAAUGUCUAAACAUUUGGUUGAAUAAUGCCAGAUUUGCUUUACACUGUUGGUCAAUAAGGAUCAGGCCCCACCUGCAGCAGAUGCCCAGC